This is a messenger RNA of Ricinus communis (castor bean), 1747 nucleotides long. Its product is annotated as light-inducible protein CPRF2. Gene Ontology annotation, molecular function: DNA-binding transcription factor activity. The coding region runs from base 157 to 1518 and encodes 453 amino acids. The transcript is spliced from 6 exons. The record is from RefSeq and is a predicted model, not a curated record. Lineage: Eukaryota; Viridiplantae; Streptophyta; Magnoliopsida; Malpighiales; Euphorbiaceae. Gene Ontology annotation, biological process: regulation of DNA-templated transcription.
UCAGAUAAACGGAAAACAACCAAAUCAACCAACCGAUACAAAACCCGUCUUACACAUUUACGCAUAAACCAAACUGUACCAGAAGAAAAUUAUAACCAAAAGAAAAGAAAAACUCUCAAACAACAAGAAGAAGCUAACUUAAUUGUAUUUGUUAUUAUGGAUAGGGUGUUUUCAGUAGACGGAAUCUCAGAACAGUUCUGGUCACCACCACUACCGCCACCGCCACCUUCUUCUUCUUCUUCUGCAGAAGAUUCGUCGAAAAAAAUAAACAGAAGUGCAUCAGAAUGGGCCUUUCAACGCUUUCUUCAAGAAGCUAAUUCUGUUGCUUCUACUACCGACUCUUCUUCUUCUUCCGAUGUUGUUGUCAGGGACAAUCACAAAACAUCUGAUGAUGCUGUCGUUGAAAUCAAGGAUAAUAAAAACAAUACUAAUAAAUAUAAUGAUUCUUCUGUUUCUAGUGCUAAUGCUCAAAUUAGCAAUGGGAGAUGUGCCCCGCCUCCGUUUAAUGCAGCUGCUCCUCCUCCGAAUAUUCCGGCGGAUUCUGAAGAUUACCAGGCUUUUCUUAAAAGUAAACUCAAUUUGGCUUGUGCCGCCGUUGCUCAGUCCCGGGCAUCUUUUCUGAAACCUGAAGAUUCAUCUGCUCGAGCUGACAGUGGAUUGCAGGCUUCAAAUACUUCACAAUUAGGAUCUCAUGCUCCUUCUAAAGGGGCUGGACAUGAUGUAUUUAGAUCACAAGAGGUGGACGUUGAUGGAUCAGUUGGAAUCCCCUCCUUACCUAGCACGCACAAGAAAUCUGUAGUUCCUCUAAAGCCAACAACAAGUGGAUCAUCAAGAGAACAGUCAGACGAUGAUGAAAAUGAAGGAGAAACUGAGCUAACUGAGAAUAUGGACCCGACUGAUGCAAAACGUGUGAGAAGAAUGCUUUCAAAUAGAGAGUCAGCUAGACGAUCGCGAAGAAGAAAGCAGGCUCAUCUGACAGAGCUCGAGACACAGGUUGCUCAACUGAGAGUCGAAAAUUCAUCUCUAUUAAAGCGUCUCACUGACAUAAGCCAUAAGUACAAUGAAUCAGCUGUCGAUAACAGAGUAUUAAAAGCUGAUGUUGAAACAUUGAGAGCGAAAGUGAAGAUGGCUGAGGAGACGGUCAAAAGGAUUACGGGGUUGAAUUCUCUGUUCCAUACCAUACCUGAAAUGUCCACAAUGAGCAUGCCAUCGUUUGAUGGAAGCCCUUCUGACACAUCAACUGAUGCGGCAGUUCCUGUCCAAGAUGACACAGAGCAUCAGUUUUAUCAGCCUCCAAAUAAUCCAUUGUCCACUCAUGACCCAAGAGUAAACAAUGCUUUGGCAGACAUCUCCUCAGUUGAAAACGUGCAGCCACAUUCUGGAGCAGCAGGUUUAGGAGGGAACAAGAUGGGACGGACAGCUUCCUUGCAGCGAGUGGCUAGCUUGGAGCAUUUACAGAAACGGAUCCGUGGGGGUGCAACUCCUUGUGAGACCCAGUCCAGUGGAGAGCAUCAGUAAGGGCUUCAAAUGUGAAGGUUUUAAUGAAGGAUGUUGUCCAGAAGCAUUCUGCUGCAGGAUCAUUUUGGGUUCAACUGUAUGUAAACAUCUAUUCUUCAUCUUGGCCACAUGGUGAUCAAACUGUUAUUUUUAACCUUCAUCUGAUCAUGCGACAGCAGCUUGCUUUAUAGAACAGUUGAUCAAUAUAAUUAUCAAUUUUUCCAAGGCUCCUUUUGUCCUUGGCAUGUCA